GUGGCGCAGGGUGGGGGCGCCGCGGGAGCCGCUCCCUCCUUGCCCAGCCCGGCCCGGCAGAGGAGGAGGGCGUAGAGCGCAGACAUGGCGGCCAACAUGUACCGAGUGGGAGAUUAUGUUUAUUUUGAAAAUUCUUCCAGCAAUCCAUAUCUCAUUAGGAGAAUUGAAGAACUUAACAAGACUGCCAAUGGAAAUGUGGAAGCAAAAGUGGUGUGUUUUUACAGGCGAAGAGAUAUUUCCAACAGCCUAAUAAUGCUUGCAGAUAAGCAUGCUAAAGAAGUUGAAGAAGAGUCUGAAACUACAAUUGAGCUUGAUUUGACUGAUAAACAGAAACAUCAGUUGAAGCACAGAGAGCUCUUCCUUUCUCGCCAGUAUGAGUCCCUUCCGGCAACCCAUAUCAGGGGAAAAUGCAGUGUUGCACUUCUCAACGAGACAGAAUCUGUGCUGUCAUAUCUGGAGAAAGAGGAUACUUUUUUUUAUUCACUGGUAUAUGAUCCAUCACUGAAAACACUUUUAGCAGACAAGGGAGAAAUCAGAGUGGGACCUAGAUAUCAAGCAGAUGUGCCAGACAUGCUUGCAGAAGGAGAAUUAGAUGACAGAGAACAGGCAAAGCUGGAAGUAAAAGUAUGGGAUCCAGAUAGUCCCCUUACUGACCGUCAGAUUGACCAGUUUUUAGUUGUAGCACGUGCGGUUGGCACGUUUGCUCGAGCAUUGGACUGCAGUAGUUCUGUCAGACAACCUAGUUUACACAUGAGUGCAGCUGCUGCUUCCCGAGACAUCACACUGUUUCAUGCAAUGGAUACCCUGCAUAAACACAACUAUGAUUUGAGCAGUGCCAUCAGUGUUCUCGUGCCACUUGGAGGGCCUGUCUUGUGUAGAGAUGAAAUGGAAGAGUGGUCAGCAUCUGAAGCUAGUUUAUUUGAAGAGGCAUUGGAAAAGUAUGGCAAAGACUUCAAUGACAUUCGACAAGACUUUCUCCCUUGGAAGUCUUUGACGAGCAUCAUUGAGUAUUAUUACAUGUGGAAAACCACUGACAGAUACGUGCAGCAGAAACGUCUGAAAGCGGCUGAAGCAGAAAGUAAAUUGAAGCAAGUAUACAUCCCCACCUACAAUAAACCAAAUCCCAAUCAAAUAUCGAGCAACAAUGGGAAACCUGCUGCAGUCAAUGGAGCAAUGGGAGCCUCUUACCAGGCACAAGCCUCACUGAUCGGUCGGGCUUGCGAAAGCUGCUAUACUCCACAAUCUCACCAAUGGUAUUCUUGGGGUCCUCCUAAUAUGCAGUGUAGACUGUGUGCAUCUUGCUGGAUUUAUUGGAAGAAAUAUGGUGGCCUGAAAAUGCCCACACAGACAGAUGAAGAUAAACUCUCUUCCAGCCAACCUGCAGAGGAAACCCAUGUUAGAACUCACAUGUCCCGGCAGGCCACGCAGGGGAUUCCAGUUCGUAAUACUGGAAGUCCAAAGUCGGCGGUUAAAACACGUCAAGCUUUCUUUCUUCACACAACAUGUUGGACAAAACUGGCCCGUCAGGUCUGCAAAAAUACCCUCCGGCUGCGGCAGGCAGCAAGACGUCCCUUUGUCCCUAUUAACUGUGCUGCCAUUAAGGCGGAAUAUGCAGAUCGACAUUGUGAACUUGCUGGAAAUCCUCUGAAGAUAAAAAGCACCAGAAAACCACUGUCAUGUAUCAUUGGGUAUUUAGAGAUUCAUCCUGCAGUGAAACCCAAUGUAAUCAGGUCAACACCAAGCCUUCAAAGUCCAAGUGCAAAACGACUGCUUGCACCCUCCAGUCACUCUUCAUUAAGUAUUUUGGGAAAAAGAAACUACAGCCAUCAUAAUGGUCUUGAUGAAUCAUCCAGCCAUACAACAAGAACAAUAAUGCAUGCUGCUCCCUAUGUUCAUAUGACUAAUGGUAAGGCCUUGCAAGCCAGUGCAAGUGCCAUUAAGACAAGCACCAUUCCAGUGAUCAAGAGACAGAGGCAAAAUUGGCUUGAUGCUUCAGAUGAUGGUUUCUUUAUAGCUACAGAAGAGACCAGAAAAAUCCGUAAGAAGUUCACCAGAUCACAGCUGAAAAGAGCUUCCAGAACACCUUGUUCUCCCAUCAUUGCAAAGAUAAAAUCUCUCAUGAAAAAUAGUCAGGCACGAACAGAGCCAGGAACCAUCAUACACUGAAGAUAUAACAUCAUCAGCACCGUAAUCAUGUCAGAAUCAUGUUUAAUUGUGAAUGCAGAUACAACAGGACCCUCUACAUCUUUUGAGACGGGAACACUGUAUGGACAGAUUGUGGCUGGGUUCUGUGUUCUGAGCAGGAUCCAACAGCAGCCCUUGUUUUCCCUCACCUCUGCAAGGGCUACUUCUGGUUCACUGCGUAGGCCUAUCUCACAUUGUCCUGCUGUUCCCUCCAUUCCUGGUCAUCUGUGUUGACUGAUUAGGAAGGGACUGUUUGCACUGGCCACUUUGAACGAGUAUGGAUGCAGAGUCUACCCACUACAUUUGUCUAUACCUUCUAGUGGCUUGAUACAAGAAAUAUGCAGCUUUUGAAAAUACUGCAGUGUCUUUAAGGCCAGAUUUAGCCUCGAGGGGCUUGCAUUUUCAAAAACAGCUGCAAGCUUCGGG
Colius striatus (speckled mousebird) is the source of this 2610-nucleotide messenger RNA. RefSeq names its product metastasis associated 1 family member 3 (gene MTA3). Gene Ontology annotation, molecular function: sequence-specific DNA binding; transcription corepressor activity; histone deacetylase binding. Gene Ontology annotation, biological process: negative regulation of transcription by RNA polymerase II. Lineage: Eukaryota; Metazoa; Chordata; Aves; Coliiformes; Coliidae. Gene Ontology annotation, cellular component: nucleoplasm; NuRD complex. The transcript has 19 exons. The coding region runs from base 85 to 2166 and encodes 693 amino acids. The record is from RefSeq and is a predicted model, not a curated record.